AUGAUGUUUUAAUAUUAGGCUUAGUUGACUCAAUUUUGUUCUAUUAAUAAUACCAAUAAAGAUAAAAUAAAAAGUUCUAUCAUGAACAAAAUUUAAUUUAAUAUAACUCAAAUAGUUACUUCAUUUAGUGUAAAUAAGAAUUAAGAUUUAAUAAUUGUAGGAUUUAGUGAUGGCUAACUCCUUUAAUAUAAUUUAGUAAGCUAAGAAUUUUAUUUUUACAAUACCACUUCAAAAGAUUCUAAAAAUGCUUCAAUUAUUGUCAUUUAAAUCUUUUAAAUAUCUGAUAUCUAAUAUGCAGUAUAUGCUGUUUCAAGUAAUGCUUUGCUUCUUUAAAUUGAUAUUAUGAGUAAAAAAAUGACUUAAUCGAUAGACUUAAGGACUUUAGUUAAUCAAGAUCCUAAUAUUACCUUGUCAAAAUUUUUAAUUGAUUAAGAUAAUCAAAGAUAUUUAUUUUGUUUUAAUGGAUAGAAAAAAGCUUACGUUUGGAAUUACUCAAAAAAUUAAUUAGAACUUAACACUAAAAUUGAAUAUGUAGCUUUAGUCAAAAAAGAUUUUCUUAAAGACACUAUAAUAGACAUUAAGCUAUUUAUAGAUAAUGUCAUAGGUAUUCUUUUAAUAGAUAGAUUUGAACUUCUUAUCGUUAACGGAGAUAAAUUUAAUAUGAUAGCUUAGAUUAGUUAUUAAUAUCCUAGAAUAUUAAAUUACAGAUUUGAGAAAAAUAUACUUCAAAUACUAGGCCUGCAUAAAACUGGAGUUUUUGAAAAUAGCUAUAAUUUAGAAAUUUACAAACCAGAAUCAAAAUCAGAAUGCUCUUUUUUAAUCUCAAUUUAAGAAUAAUAAAAUCUUAUAGAAGAGUAAGCCAAUGUAGCAAUUAAAUAAAAAGAAAUUCAAACAAUAAAUGGAAUUUCUUUAAUCAAUUAAGAAAAUUAGCUAAUCUACUUCUACAUAUAAGUACCAACCACUGAUAUAUAGAAUACUUUUCUAUAAAUUUCAUAGUAAAAAAAUAGUUAAUAUGUAAUUGCUCCCUAUGAUGUGGAUAAUAACUUUAUAGCUCUCUCAAAUGAUACUUUUUUAACCCUUGGCUAAUAAAUUCUACAGUUUACUAAUUUUAGUCUAACCUUCUAAAAUAAUACAGACUUAUUAAUCAACAUUACUUAAAACAAAAUAACACAACAAAUAAUUUUUUAAAAUAUGGAUAUUGAUUUUGCAUGCUUUGGCACUAAUCAAAUAUAUAUUUCUGGCAUUGAAAAAGUAAUUUUUUAAAAUAUUAAAAUAUCUUAACUCAAUCUUAAAGAAUGCUCCUAAUAAGAUCAUUUUAAAGUUGAGUUAAACAAAUUUUUGUAGUAAUAAAUCAUGAAUAUUUAAAGUUCUAAAGUUUAAUUUAAUAAUUUUACUCAAGUUUAAAAUGAAGGUUCGCUUUUAUUGACCAAAUCCUAAGAAAUUAUUAUCGAAAAAGGCCAUUUUAAAUUGAAUACAGCAUAAAAUGGAGGAGCUAUUUACUUUUUAGCAAUUCAGACAAAGAUAUAAUUUAAAGAGUCCUUUUUCUAGCAAAAUACUGCUAAUAGCAGCGGAGGGGCAUUGUAUCUUGAAAAUAUUGAUAACUGUAUAAUUUAAUUUGAUACGGUGACUAUGAUUAAGAAUAAUAAAGCAUUAAUAGGAGGUGGAUUAAGAAUCGUUUAGACAAAUUAAAAAAAGCUUUUAUUGCCUUAAAAUUUUCCAUUCUCCAAUAAUAUUUUCGAAAAUAAAGCAGAGAUUUAUGGUGAUGAUAGUACAUCUUAUCUCUAAAAUAUAAUUAUUAAAAGCAAUGAUAGUACAAAUGAAGAAUUGUUCACAUUUUACUAAAAUUAAAGUAGUGUACCUAAAAAAUUUUAGAAUGACUAUUCAAGAUAUGCUGAAUUGAGAUAAUUCAGAAGUGGAGGGCUAAUUAACUUUAAAAUGUAUAUUGUAGAUGAAUAAAAUAGAUAUCUGAGCUUCUCAAAUGAAAAGCUAACGCUAGGCUUAUACCCAAAUGAUAUAGAUUAAGAGUUAAAUACUAUUUAAAUUUCAAUUUAUUAGCUCAAUUCUACUGAAAGCUAAAUGUUUGGAUAGAAUACUAUAAAUUACUUUCAAUAUAAUUCUCUCGACUAUUCAUUUGAAAUGAAUGAAAUAACAGUUAUUGGAAAUCUUAAUAAAGUUCAAUUCUUUUAUAUUAAUUCAACUAUAUAAACAAACUCACUUACUAAAUAACCAAUCCUUUUAUCGAUAGAAUUCAGAAAUUGUAAAUUAGGAGAGGUCAUUUAAUAAGUGAAUAAUAACAUUUUUUAAUGCAAUUAAUGCUUGAAGGGUACUUAUCAGCUAGUAGACCCAUAAACACUUUAUCAGUAAUCUAUUUAACAAAAUAAAGAUAUCAAUAAAUGCAUCAAUUGCCCAUAGUCUGCUUUAAUGUGCAAAGGAGAUAUAAUAGAAUUAAAAAAUGGUUUUUGGAGGCACAAUAAUUACACAGAUGAAAUAAUAGAGUGUGAUCCUAUUAUAAAUUCAUGCUAGGCAGAAAACCCUAAUAGCAUCAAUUACUGUAAAGCUGGGUAUCUAGGACCUAUUUGCCUAUAGUGUGAUAUUUUAGGUGAAGUUUG
Molecule: messenger RNA, 2609 nt
Organism: Tetrahymena thermophila SB210
Lineage: Eukaryota; Ciliophora; Oligohymenophorea; Hymenostomatida; Tetrahymenidae
Product: transmembrane protein, putative
Exons: 4
Molecular function (GO): protein binding
Source: RefSeq, a predicted model, not a curated record